Molecule: messenger RNA, 699 nt
Organism: Penicillium pulvis
Lineage: Eukaryota; Fungi; Ascomycota; Eurotiomycetes; Eurotiales; Aspergillaceae
Product: Maleylacetoacetate isomerase
Exons: 1
Coding region: 1-699 (232 amino acids)
Biological process (GO): glutathione metabolic process; L-phenylalanine catabolic process
Cellular component (GO): mitochondrion
Molecular function (GO): maleylacetoacetate isomerase activity; glutathione transferase activity
Source: RefSeq, a predicted model, not a curated record
AUGCAUACCGAUACCUUUCACCUAUACUCAUACUACUGCUCAUCAUGCUGCCAACGGAUCAUCAUCGCCGCCCAUCUCAAGGGCAUCCCCCUCGAAUUCACCUACAUCGACCUCGGUGCUAAAGAGCACAAAACCGACGAAUACAAACAGUACAACCCCAGCGGUAGCGUGCCCACAUUAGUAGUGACCAGCUCGAACGGCGAAAAGACCAUCAUCCGCCAAUCGAUGACGAUUUUGGAAUAUUUCGAGGAGAGAUUCCCAGACACGACUCCACUUUUCCCUCCCGCAUUGCGGGAUCGGCUGUGGGUACGCGAUCUAGUGAACAUCAUCGCUAUCGAUACGCAACCCCCCACAAAUUCCCGUAUCACACAGCGGGUGAAGUCCAUCCGAGGACAGCUUGAUGACCAGGUCGAUUUCGCCAGACAGGUCUUUACCGAUGGAUUCCAGGCCUAUGAGAGGCUAAUGCUUGAGCAUGCUGGAGAAGGGGGUUUUUCUUUUUCGUUUGGUGGCUCUGUCUCCAUGGCAGAUGUGGUUCUGGUCCCCGCUGUUGAUCAAGCUUUGAUGUACCGAUUAGACUUGGAUUUUGUGCCUAAUGUCAAGCGGAUCUAUCAUGCUCUUAAGGCACUGGAGUCUUUCAAGGCUGCUGAUUGGCGGAAUCAGGGGGAUACACCGGAGAAAUUCCGCAACCAGGAGUCUUAA